Messenger RNA from Hippopotamus amphibius kiboko, 8757 nucleotides. It is a transcript of the gene SH3PXD2A, whose product is annotated as SH3 and PX domains 2A. The transcript is spliced from 15 exons. The record is from RefSeq and is a predicted model, not a curated record. The coding region runs from base 925 to 4326 and encodes 1133 amino acids. Gene Ontology annotation, biological process: superoxide anion generation. Gene Ontology annotation, molecular function: phosphatidylinositol binding; superoxide-generating NADPH oxidase activator activity; protein binding. NCBI's taxonomy places the organism in Eukaryota, Metazoa, Chordata, Mammalia, Artiodactyla, Hippopotamidae.
AGGAUUUAACGCCGGCUCCUUCCCCAUUCCUGUCUCCUGCUAGGAGGGCCUGGGCCGUAACAGCGGGGUAAUAAACUACUUUUCAUUAAAGAGAUCUGGGGGAUAGGAAUGGGAGGGGGCCGCAAAGGUGGGGACAGAAAGGCACAAAUCCGCUCCAAGACGGAAAGCCAGGGUGGGGGCGCGCUGGGUUCACUUCCCCCGGCCCCCCCUCCCUCCAAAGCCACCCUGAGUUUCUGUGCCCGGCGAAGUAGCCCAGCGCCGCGCCAGGCCGCCGGCCUCGCUCCCGGCGCGGUGGGGGCGCGCGGGCCCGCCCUGGCUUCCCCGGCCGGGCGGCAGCCCCCUCCCCGUCGCCCCGAGCCCCUCCCCCGGGCCCGGAGCCCCUCCCCGCGCUCUUCCCCUCUCUCCCCUCCCCUCCCUUCCCUUCCCUGCCCUGCCCGGCCCUGCCUCCGCCUCCUGCGCCCGCAGCCUCCGCCGGCGCCGAGCCCCCCGGAGCCGGAGCGCGGCGAAGGGGCGCCGCCGGCCCCUCCCCAGCGCGCUGACAGCAGGCUCCGGGGCCCCCGCCCCGUCCCCUCGCCGGCGGGACACACCCCCGCCCCUCCUCUGCUUCGCCAGUUCCCGCCGGACCCACCGGGCGGCGGAGAGAGCGGGCGGGCGAGCCGGAGAGCGGCAGCGGCGGCGGCGGCGCGGGAGGGAAGGGGCGCACGGCAGGCCCAGGGGAGCCGCCCCGGCGCACGGAGCCCGCGCGCCCUCCGGACCGUCCCCGCUCCGCGGCCGUACCUCAGGGCGCCGGGAGCCCGGGCAGCGGCGCGCCGGACCGGGGUGGAGGGGGGACCCUGCGACCCGGGAAGCGGGAGAAGGAGCCAGAGCCCGACCGGGAUGAGAAGGUGACGCCGCCGGGAGGCGCCACUCGCUUUGUGGGGGAAGAUGCUCGCCUACUGCGUGCAGGAUGCCACCGUGGUGGACGUGGAGAAACGGAGGAACCCCUCCAAGCACUAUGUGUAUAUCAUCAACGUGACCUGGUCUGACUCCACGUCCCAGACCAUCUACCGGAGGUACAGCAAGUUCUUUGACCUGCAGAUGCAGCUUCUGGAUAAAUUUCCCAUCGAAGGUGGCCAGAAGGACCCCAAGCAGAGAAUCAUCCCCUUCCUCCCAGGCAAAAUCCUCUUCCGGAGAAGCCACAUCCGGGACGUAGCUGUGAAGAGGCUGAAGCCCAUCGAUGAGUACUGCCGGGCACUUGUCCGGCUGCCACCCCAUAUUUCACAGUGCGAUGAAGUCUUUCGGUUCUUUGAGGCCCGACCGGAGGAUGUCAACCCCCCCAAAGAGGACUAUGGCAGUUCCAAGAGGAAAUCAGUGUGGCUCUCCAGCUGGGCUGAGUCUCCCAAGAAGGACGUGACAGGUGCCGACACCCACGCCGAGCCCAUGAUCCUGGAACAGUACGUGGUGGUGUCCAACUAUAAGAAGCAGGAGAACUCGGAGCUGAGCCUCCAGGCCGGGGAGGUGGUGGAUGUCAUCGAGAAGAACGAGAGCGGCUGGUGGUUUGUGAGCACCUCUGAGGAGCAGGGCUGGGUCCCUGCCACCUACCUGGAGGCCCAGAAUGGUACUCGGGACGACUCAGAUAUCAACACCUCCAAGACUGGGGAAGUGUCCAAGAGACGCAAGGCCCAUCUGCGGCGCCUGGAUCGCCGGUGGACCCUGGGCGGGAUGGUCAACAGGCAGCACAGCCGAGAGGAGAAGUACGUCACCGUGCAGCCUUACACCAGCCAGAGCAAGGACGAGAUUGGCUUUGAGAAGGGCGUCACCGUGGAGGUGAUCCGGAAGAAUUUGGAGGGCUGGUGGUACAUCAGAUACCUGGGCAAAGAGGGCUGGGCGCCAGCAUCCUACCUGAAGAAAGCCAAGGAUGACCUGCCAGCACGGAAGAAGAAUCUGGCGGGCCCCGUGGAGAUCAUCGGCAACAUCAUGGAGAUCAGCAACCUGCUGAACAAGAAGGCGUCCGGGGACAAGGAGACCCCCCCGGCUGAAGGCCAGGGCCCGGAGGCCCCCAUCACCAAGAAGGAGAUCAGCCUGCCCAUCCUCUGCAACGCCUCCAACGGCAGCACCCUGGGCGUCCCCGAGAGGACCGUCUCCAAGCUGGCCCAGGGCUCCCCGGCCGUGGCCAGGAUUGCCCCUCAGAGGGCCCAGAUCAGCUCCCCGAACCUAAGGACAAGGCCUCCACCUCGCAGAGAGUCCAGCCUGGGGUUCCAGCUGCCAAAGCCGCCAGAGCCCCCUUCUGUUGAGGUGGAGUACUACACCAUUGCCGAAUUCCAGUCGUGCAUUUCUGAUGGGAUCAGCUUUCGAGGUGGACAGAAGGCAGAGGUCAUCGACAAGAACUCAGGUGGCUGGUGGUACGUGCAGAUCGGUGAGAAGGAGGGCUGGGCCCCCGCGUCGUACAUCGAUAAGCGCAAGAAGCCCAACCUGAGCCGCCGCACGAGCACUCUGACGCGGCCCAAGGUGCCCCCGCCGGCACCGCCCAGCAAGCCCAAGGAGGCCGAGGAGGGUCUGGCGGGUGCUGGCGAGGGCCAGGACUCCCCGCUGAGGCUCAAGUACGAGGAGCCCGAGUAUGACAUCCCCGCCUUUGGCUUUGACUCAGAGCCGGAGCUGAGCGAGGAGCCCACGGAGGACGGCGGUGUGGGGGACAGGCGGCCCACCCAGCCCCGCAGGCCCUCACCCGCCUCCUCACUGCAGCGCGCACGCUUCAAGGUGGGCGGGUCUGCAGAGGACGUGGCCCUGGAGGAGGAGACCAUCUACGAGAACGAGGGCUUCCGGCCGUGUGCAGAGGACACCCUGUCGGCCAGACGCUGCUCCCGGGACAGUGACUCCCCAGGCGGCUCCCCGCUGUCCCUCGCCAGGAAAAACUCCCCCAAAUCCGGAUCCCCCAAAUCAUCCUCGCUCCUGAAGCUCAAGGCAGAGAAGAAUGCCCAGGCGGAACUGGGGAAGAACCACUCCUCAGCCUCCUUUUCCUCAUCCAUCACCAUCAACACCACCUGCUCCUCCUCCUCGUCCUCUUCCUCCUCAUCCUUAUCCAAGAACAGUGGGGACCUAAAGCCCCGUUCUGCCUCGGACGCAGGCAUCCGAGGCACUCCCAAGGUCGGAGCGAAGAAGGAUGCCGAUCUGAAGGCUGGGCUGACCUCCUGUGCCCGGGCCAAGCCAUCGGUUCGGCCCAAGCCGUUCCUGAACCGCGCCGAAUCCCAGAGUCCAGAGAAGAUGGACAUCAGCACUUUACGGCGCCAGCUGAGGCCCACCGGCCAGCUCCGUGGUGGCCUCAAGGGCUCCAAGAGCGAGGACUCGGAGCUGCCCCCCCAGACGGCCUCCGAGGGUCCCAGCGAGGGGUCCAGGAGGGGCUCGGCCGACCUCAUCACCCUCCCUGCCGCCACGCUCCAGGGUCCCCCCAAGAAGGGGCGGGAAGGGCCGGUCACCUCCUACACGACGUGCAGUGCCUACCAGAAGGUCCAGGACUCGGAGAUCAGCUUCCCCGCAGGCGUGGAGGUGCAGGUGCUCGAGAAGCUGGAAAGCGGCUGGUGGUAUGUGAGGUUUGGGGAGCUGGAGGGCUGGGCCCCCUCCCACUAUUUGGUUCUCGGUGAGAACGAUCCAUCCGACCCCCCUGGCAAAGAGCUGGACGCAGUGGCCACCAAGAGCAAGCAGAACGAGGGCAAGUCAGACAGCCUGGAAAAGAUUGAGAAGAGGGUCCAAGCGCUGAACACCGUCAACCAGAGCAAGAGGGCCACGCCGCCCAUCCCCUCCAAGCCUCCUGGGGGCUUUGUCAAGACCUCAGGUGCCGGGCCGGUGAAGAUGAGGAAUGGCGUGCGGCAGGUGGCGGUGAGGCCCCAGUCGGUGUUCGUGUCCCCGCCACCCAAGGACAGCAACCUGUCCUGUGCCCUGAGGAGGAACGAGUCGCUGACGGCCACGGAUGGCCUCCGAGGUGUCCGCCGGAACUCCUCCUUCAGCACUGCCCGCUCGGCGGCCACAGAGGCCAAGGGCCGCCUGAUCGAACGGGCCGCCAGCCAGGGCUCGGAUCCCCCUCUGCUGCCCACUCAGCGCAAUGGCAUCCCUGUGUCCCCCGUGCGCCCCAAGCCCAUUGAGAAAUCCCAGUUCAUCCACAACAACCUCAAAGAUGUGUAUGUCUCGAUCGCAGACUACGAGGGGGACGAGGAGACGGCAGGCUUCCAGGAAGGCGUGUCCAUGGAGGUCCUGGAGAGGAACCCCAACGGCUGGUGGUACUGCCAGAUCCUGGACGGGGUGAAGCCCUUCAAAGGCUGGGUGCCCUCCAACUACCUGGAGAAAAAGAACUAACGGGGGGCAGGGGUCCUCCCAGCCUUAGUGUGGGUGAGUGGUGAGAUAAGACAAAAGGGAAGGGGAAAAUGGGAGGGGGUGGGGAGGACAACGUUAAACCUGCGGAAUGUGUGACCUCAGAGAUACUCCCCUCCAGGCUGUCCCACAACUGGAAGGUAGGAUCUGGCGGGGGCCCACCUUGAGCAGGGAGGGGGAUGGACAGGGGUGCCCUGGGCCUGGGACCGGAGGCGAGAAAGCUGAGCCUCACUUGUGCACCUUGGGGACUUUACUGACGGACUCAGUGCCACUUGGGACAGGCCAUGUGGGAAACCCCAAUUUGUGCCUUGGCUGCAAAUCUAGAAAAGAUGUGGUUGUGGGGCCUCCCGUGCCCUGCCCCUGCCUAGCCUGGUUUCAGUUGCUGGCAUUUUGCCCCCGGAGGUAGCCCUUGUAUUGUCCUAACCUGUUUGUGAAUUAUGCUGGUUUCCCAGGGAUCGCCGCCCGCCCGCCAGGGGUGGGUGUGGUAGGAGACACCACUGGCUCUGGGGCUUGGCGGCAUCUCCUGUGAGCUCAGGCUGUCCCUGGGCCAGGCCACUGUCAGUGUCAGCUGAAGAAAAAGCAGUUCCCCAGGUGCCAGCAAGGACCACCUUUCUUGGCCGUCACUGCCGCUGGCCUUGAGAAGAGAGCCCACCCUUCCCAGGGCACCCGGUGGAAGGCCACCAGCCCCAGAGUUUACACAGAGGGCAGGCGGAGCCGUUGGUCUCUUCACAGUCUGCACAGGUUUUAUUUUGAAUAUUUCUGGGUGGGCAGUUCCUUUGCAUGUUUCGGGAGAGGUGUAUUGCUUUGGGGCUUCUAUGUCGGGCCUUGGGUUUUGGUUUUAUUUUAGGGGUUGUUUGGGGGCCCGAGGGCAGUCAGCUUCACGGGACGGGAUGGGUUGUGGAUGGCCUUUCUAUCGUGCUCUCGUGGGGAGGUUGCUUGGUUUGUGUUUUGUGUUCUUCCCCUGCACGAGCCAAAGUCGCUUCAUUUGGUUUCCACUGUGUGGACAGGUACCGGCACUUGCCGGAGGGAUCUCAGGCUGGAGAAGCCCUGGUCCCAGCCAUGGCAAAGCAGAGACACUGCUCUCCGGGUUCUUGUGCCACCUCAGCAGAACCCUCCCCAGGGAGGAGGGUGGUGUUCAGGAGAGGGGCAGCGUACGUUCCCCUGCCUGGGUAGGGCCAGAAGCCUCACGUGUAGGCUGCAGAGAGCAGCCACGGCCCCACCCUGGACGGAGGGGACCCUGCUGGGCGGACACCACCAGCCACUUCCUGGCCUGCAAGCGAUGCCACAGGUGGCCGAGGAGACGAAGACCUCUGGUCCAGGAGCCGACCUGGUCUUCCCAAGGGGCAGUGCCCCUGUGAAGAGAGAAGGGAUACAAUGAAGUCCCUGUCACCUCUGGGUGGUGUUUCAGUCGACGUUUCAGAGGCCAAACCGGCUUCCGCAAGGACUCACUCUUCGCUGGGAGUAGAUUUCCACACGUGCCUUUGACUGUGGACAGAUCAGGCUUCACAGCCACUGACUCAGCUGCCAGACCCUGGACUAAGGAGGAGAGGCCCUCCCUCCGCCCCUGCUCCCCACCCAGGCAGUGUCUGUUGCCCGAAGAACAGCACGGGACCCACGGCGCCCCAUGCCCUCAGCCCCCCAGCCGCCCCCGCCCCCUCCUCCCUUGCCGUACACUGACGCCUGGCAGCUCUAGCCAACGGCUCCCGUUCUUUGUGGAAAGGGCCGUGGUGAGAUUUUGCUUCCUUUUGUUUUAGAAUUGAAAUUAGUUAUUUUCUUCUGCUGGACAGUAUUAAACAGAGCAGGACAUUGAGUUAUCUGCUAGGUUGCAGUACUAAUGGUAGUGCUGUAGUGUCUUCAUAUUAAUAUUAUUUGGACUUAUUUGAACAAUAAUGAUGAAGAAGUGGUUCAUUAUUUUUUAAUUAAUGCACUUUAAUAAGGUGGAAUGGAAAGAAACCCAGAGAGCAAAGUGCAUUACUUAAAGAUGCAGUAUAUACUUUUCUCAUUUUUAAGCAGCACAUAUUUAUUAAAAGAAAAAAAAAGUAAUUUAUGACUAUUUAAAAUAAAAUUUAAAAGUAGAGUGACUGUCGGGUUAAAGGACCUUCCACAUAGCUAUCUUCCAGGGGGAGGGCCCCAGCGGCCUCACUCCUCAAUGUCUGCACUGAGCCAGUUCAAUAACACGCCAGCCAGGCCAGGAAGGAGUGCAGGAUGCAUGCCAAGCACAGAGCAUCUCAGUUGGACUGGACCACAGUACUCCCCAGAGCCUGCCUUCCCCUGCCCUUCUUAACUGUACUGCCCUGUGGGGCUCUCUGCCACCCGCAAGGCCCACGUUUUCCCAGCCCCCGCGAGGACCCUCUCUCCUUGAUCCCCAGUGCUCUAAGUAAUAGAGUCAUUAUAAGUGACCUUCAGGGUCACUCCAUCCCAUACCCUUCUGUUACUGCAGCCCAAGACAGGAACUAGCUUUCCCUGAAUCACACAGCUAGUUAACAGCAGCCCUCCCCACAGCAUUCAGCCCUGCACUCCUCCCCACCCCCUUUAGAGUUUAUAGUGUGGUCAUCAUGUUUACAUUGUGACAUCCAGCCCUAAGGAUGGCUGGGGGUUGCUCAGGCAUCCAGGAAAAGUGGGGAGUGCUGCCACCUGGUGACAGCAUGUAGCUUUGGGCAGUGAACAGGGAUUGCCAUGCCCCGUCUUUGCCCCUUGCCCCUCACCAUCACCCCCUAACUCACAGCACAGCACAAACCCUGCAAACCCAAAGAGAAUAUUAAUACUUGAAGCAAGAAGGGUGCAUGCCAGUCCCUCUCAGACAUGGCCAGGGGAUGCCAGGCCUUGUGCCCCUGGACUCCUAGCCCUGCCCAGGGCAAGAGGGCUUUUCCCUAGAGCUACUGAGCUGCUUUGUGAUGUUGGAGGGUACUUCUGGCAGCAGGUAGAGGAGGGAGGGGUCUGUGGCUCUGACCCAUCUGGAGGAAAACCAGAUCGGACUAAAAAAGGUAAAAGAAAAAUGAAAUCUCAGCAGUGUCCAAACCUAGUUUUCCAUUAGUUGCGAUUGAAAAUGUGAAAUGACGUUGUAUUGCUGUAUACUGCAACUUUAAUCAUAAUGAGCCCUUCUGAGGUCAUUAUUGAGGUUUAUAUAAUGCCCGAAGAUGCAUCAUUUGGUGCUUUUUCUUUCAGUUUAAAGACUUUUUUCUUUUAUUACAAGGGGAAAAGAUGUCUUCAUCUCUCUCCCACUUUGUCACAGGGGCCCAUGCUGUUCCCAGUAGGCCAAGGGACCCUGAGGGUGGCAGGAGGGAGCCGGACGGGCAGCCUGAGCAGCAGCUGUGCCAUCUGCCCCAGCUGUGGCCCGGCCCUCUUGCCAGCCCUCGGCCCUUUCACCCCCAGCCUGGCCCCACGGCCUCCUCUUUCUUCUUCCUCUGUUCUCCCUCUUGACGAAGGCAUUAUAUAGAAUCGUUUUAAUCACUUUCAGAUGUUAGAGCAGCAUAUUUUACUGGCAUUUAUAUCCAUUGCUUUCCUCAGCAAGGCAUGUUACUAUUAUCAUCUACGGAAAAAAGACAAGGGAAUUUCGGUCGAGCAUUAUUUUCAUGUUACUAGUAUUUGCAGAAUAGGUGUAGCACUAUUUAAGUUUAGACCUUGGUUUGGUAGUUUGUUUUGUUUUUAAGGAAAAAAAGAUAAAGUAACCCCUACUUUUCCUGUUUUUGUAUUUAACUAAUAUAUUAUUUCUUUAAGGUUACUCACUUCCCCUACCCUCUCCAAAUACUUUGCAUUCUCAAUCGAAAAUGAAAACAAUCUGAGAGACAGGAAAAGUGCAAUAUUAUCAAGAGGGAUGCCAGGCCUUGUUGGGACAGUGGCGGGAGAGCCAGCAGCCUUGUCUCUCACUAGGGGAGGUGGGGCUCCUGGAAGGAGUCACAGCUCUGGAGCCUAUAGAUGACUGGGGUAUUGAUGUUUUUACCCUUCUCCCCUCCCCCUCCCCUGGCAAGAUAGCAGGGGUCCCCGCCAGAGGGCAGCCCCUUCUGCUGGGUGUUGUCCACCCGGAAGAAAGGGAUUCAGGGACGUGGCAUGGGGCGCUUGGCCUCCCCAGGGCCCCAGCCCUCGGCACAGAGCGAGGACCUCCAGGAACUGCUCCUUGUUUUCAUUUCCAUUGUCUUUCAGCCAGCUGCUCAGAAAGACCUGUCCUAAAAGUCAUCCUCAGCAGCCCUCUUGCACCCUAAUCUCGUGAUGUUUGGGCCAUGAUCCUUUGGAUGUGUGUUUGAGUCUUUCUAAAACUAUGUAACCUCACGUUCAGUUUAUAGGCAGGAACCCUCGAUGUAAUCAAACCCUUUUGGAAGGAUGUGGGUGUCUUGAGCCGGACAUCCCCCAGCGACACGCCAAUUCCCACAAGCCUGCAGCCGGGCCCGGUGCCGAGCCGGGGCCCCCCAUUCAUCUCAG